CAGGCUAACACCCAGUAACGUUGAGUAGCGCUUACCAAACGUUGUUAGCUGAAUGCUAACAUUUGAGUUGUUCAAGCACUUUGGUAAUUAAGCUACUCCUUGCUAGCGGCGGCGACUUUUUAAACGUCGCGUUAAAUUUUCAUUUGAGUUACGUUGACCCAUUAUUACUACCGACUUUGACUAACCGAUUUAAAUGGUCGAACAGUCACAUUCUGUUGCAUUGGGAAACUAAUAGCCACACCCUUCCUUUCGAAACCAACUGUGCUUCAAGUUGUCACGAAACUUGAGUUCAUUUUAAUUUACUGCGUUACAUGGCAACAUAGCUUUACCCGUUUAACUUUAAUAGUCGAGAGAGGCUUCUUAAAAAGGUGUUAUUAAAAGGACGUCAUCCAGAAGUGUGUUUGGAUUGUGCAGAGUUAAAAUCCGUUUGCCCCCUUCGGGCUCUGACAUACGAGACAAGGUUUUCUGCAUGCUGCAUUGAACUGUCGCCCAGUUAUCCGCAAUUGUUUUUCUUUUUAAUAAGUGGUUACUGUUUCAGAGAGCAACAGGUGUUUAAGGGACUACGUCAACAGCUUUGUUUGUAAUGAAACAAGUGACAGUUCACCUCCUGACUCCGUAACGUAGACUAACUCAGCUCUUAAAUUGGCAACAGGCCAGUUUGCUGUCUGAACAGUUUGGUGUAGCCUAGCUUUCUGGCUCCCAGUUGAACCUCAGCACCUGCCCCUUGACGUCAGUAUACCUGAAGAUCUGCCGGCACCCCCCUCCUCCCCAGAUGUAGAGGGAGUUGCCAUCUGCAGCAGCCGUGUACACAAUCUUUGUGCUGUCCAGUGAAGUUGCCCACCAUGCGUGAGUACAAGCUAGUGGUGCUGGGAUCAGGAGGUGUGGGAAAAUCAGCACUGACAGUCCAAUUUGUGCAAGGCAUUUUUGUUGAGAAGUAUGACCCCACAAUAGAAGACUCGUACAGAAAGCAAGUCGAGGUCGAUGGACAGCAGUGUAUGCUUGAAAUCCUUGACACGGCUGGAACAGAACAGUUCACUGCUAUGAGGGACCUGUACAUGAAGAAUGGCCAAGGUUUUGCUUUGGUGUACUCCAUCACAGCACAGUCAACAUUUAACGACCUACAGGACCUCCGGGAACAGAUCCUGCGAGUAAAGGACACUGAGGACGUUCCCAUGAUCCUGGUGGGAAACAAAUGCGACUUGGAGGACGAGCGUGUGGUUGGCAAGGAGCAGGGUCAGAACCUGGCCCGUCAGUGGAACAACUGUGCCUUUUUAGAGACUUCAGCUAAAUCAAAGAUCAAUGUUAAUGAGAUUUUCUAUGAUCUGGUGCGACAGAUCAACAGAAAAACGCCGAUGGAAAAGAAGAAGACAAAAAAGAAGUCGGGUUGCACACUGCUCUAAAAUGCCCUCCCACAGUAGCUCCAGGCCAGAAACUUGUAAUGAUUAACUGUUUUCCCAGUGGAUGGUGCCAGCAUCUUAGUCCUCUCCAGAGCGUUUUUGAGAAAGGCUGACAGAGAUACGACACCACUCGCAAAAUGGCAGGAGACGGCACAUACCCUCAAGAUACUCCUCUCUGCUUUUUAAUGGCAAAGAAAUCCACCUUUUUUUCUUUUUUUUUCUUUUUUGUAUUGUCAGCCUGAUGACAACUCUGUUCUUUUGUUUUGUUUUUCUUCUCCAAGGUGUCUUUCUUUUUGGAAAUAUCGCUGUAAAAGAAGAGACCUACUGUUUUAUUAAAAGUAACCUCAAUCUUUGGCAUAUUGUGACAAUACAUUUGCAGAAGAAAACCUGUGAAAUGUUGACCUUGUCAUGCAUUUCUGCACUAACAGUUUCAACAAAGAUGCAUCAUUUUCCAUGAGUUACUCACUCCUACUUACAAGGAUGUGUAUUGAUGAGAUAACAUCUUUCCUAAGUGACUUUGUUUUAUAUUGAAAGCUGCAAGCCUUCCAUAUUUCCCAUAAUAUAUUCUACUUCCAUUUUUGCAUAAUAAAGCUAAGGAAAUUAGUAUUUUAUAGACUGAUGGGGAAAAUGGUGUGUUCUGAUUUGUGUCUUGAGGCUGAAAAUAUAUUGUACUAAACCAACUCUAAUAUUGCUGUCACAGAUGAUUUUCCAGCUUUUAUGAAUGAUUAAAUUUUAGUACAUUUUCAUUA
Molecule: messenger RNA, 2146 nt
Organism: Scatophagus argus
Lineage: Eukaryota; Metazoa; Chordata; Actinopteri; Scatophagidae
Product: ras-related protein Rap-1A
Exons: 9
Coding region: 843-1400 (185 amino acids)
Biological process (GO): negative regulation of synaptic vesicle exocytosis; cellular response to cAMP; Rap protein signal transduction
Cellular component (GO): plasma membrane
Molecular function (GO): GTPase activity; GTP binding; GDP binding
Source: RefSeq, a predicted model, not a curated record